CACACCACUAAUUCAUACUGUUAAAAAACUAAACCCGAUUUGAGCAAUAAUGUCGGCAUCGGAACAAGGACCCAAAAUCAAGUACGGAGAAACCGCGCCCAAGCUAGACAAAGCCCAGCUGCAGUUCAUGAAAUUGAUCGAGGAGCAGAACUUGGAUCGUGUCCAGAAAUUAAAACGUGUGCGACGCAACAACUUGCUAACAGCCGGAGCGCUUGGCUUCUCAGUUCUGGCCAUUUACGGCUACUCCAUAUUCUCGGUGCAACAGGAGAAGUUCCUCGACGACUUCGAGGAGCCCAAGAAAGUAAACACCAACUAAAUUUGAUCCUCGCACCUGUUA
Molecule: messenger RNA, 337 nt
Organism: Drosophila navojoa
Lineage: Eukaryota; Metazoa; Arthropoda; Insecta; Diptera; Drosophilidae
Gene: Ccdc56
Product: Coiled-coil domain containing 56
Biological process (GO): mitochondrial respiratory chain complex IV assembly
Cellular component (GO): mitochondrial inner membrane
Source: RefSeq, a predicted model, not a curated record